GCAGUACUACGAAAUGUCCUAUGGUCUCAACAUUGAGAUGCACAAACAGGCAGAAAUCGUCAAGCGCCUCAGUGCCAUCUGUGCUCAGAUCAUCCCUUUCCUCUCUCAGGAGCACCAGCAGCAGGUGGUCCAAGCAGUGGAGAGGGCGAAGCAGGUCACCAUGGCUGAACUAAACGCCAUUAUUGGGCAGCAGCAGCUCCAGCACCUGUCUCACCACGCCCCCGGCAUCCCUCUGACACCGCACCCAUCAGGCUUGUCCCUUGGUGCGGGGAGCUCUGGCCUUUUGGCUUUGACAGGAGCUCUGGGGGUCUCCGCCCACCUCGCUUCCAAAGAUGAGCGAAACCAUCUUGAUCCAGAACACCUUAGAGAGGGAGCCCCCAGCAGGAGUAAGUCGGUGUCGUCAACAGACAGCCAGCCCGCCGAGGAGCGCCAAGGACCCUCAGGAGGAUACUCUGCCUUGCAGGGAGGGGCUGAGGCCAAGAGGAGGCGCUGUGAUGAUAAAGAGCCCCUCCCUCCACACGCCUAUGACAGCGAUGGAGACAAAAGCGAGGACAAUCUUGUGGUGGACGUCUCCAAUGAGGAGCCCAACUCCCCCACCGGCAGCCCGCCUCACUCCCCCCAUGGGAACGGGCUGGACCGGGCACCGACUCUGAGGAAAGAGCUGCCUGGUUCCUCGAGUGCAGGAGAGGCGCCUUCCACGCCAAACCCCCGCAGCCCCACCCCAGGGAAGGCCAAGGACCCUGCACAGAUGGAUAAGUCCCAGUCUCCGCUGUCCAAGUCUGGCACUCCGUCCCCGUCCCAUCGCGAGGCUCUCACCCCGGGAUCAACAGGAGCGCCCGGAGCUCCAGGCCCCAGCACCUCCUGCCUUCGUCUGGUCAGCAAAGCUGCAACAAGCGCAGAUCCACUUGCUCUCCGCAGUCCCAUGUCUGUGCCCCCCGGUUCAUACCCGGCUCAUUUUGGCGUGGUGUCCCACGCAGGGCUGAACGGGGAGCUGGCCAGCCCGGGGGGAUUCGGAGGAGCUCUGACUCUCUCUCCACAGAUCAGCGCCGCAGCCAGCGCCUACUCCCGCAGCCCCAUGGUGGCGUAUGACUCUCGGUCUCACCUAAGAGCUCCCGGCCUGUCCUCCUCUCUCCCUGGUUCCUCUGGUGGAAAACCCGCCUACUCGUUCCACGUGAGCGCCGACGGCCAGAUGCAGCCGGUGCCGUUCCCCCCCGACGCCCUGCUGGGCCCGGGCAUCCCGCGCCAUGCCCGUCAGAUCCACACGCUGAGCCACGGGGAGGUGGUGUGCGCCGUCACAAUCAGCACCUCCACACGCCACGUCUACACCGGAGGCAAGGGCUGCGUCAAGGUGUGGGACAUCAGCCAGCCGGGAAGCAAGAGCCCCAUGGCCCAGCUGGACUGUCUGAACAGAGAUAACUACAUCCGCUCCUGUAAAAUCCUCCCCGACGGUCGGACCCUGAUCGUCGGAGGCGAGGCCAGCACGCUGUCCAUCUGGGAUCUGGCCACGCCGACUCCCCGCAUCAAGGCGGAGCUGACGUCGUCCGCCCCGGCCUGCUACGCCCUGGCCAUCUCCCCCGACAACAAGGUCUGCUUCUCCUGCUGCAGCGACGGCAACAUCGUCGUCUGGGACCUGCACAACCAGACGCUGGUCAGACAGUUCCAGGGCCACACAGACGGAGCGAGCUGCAUCGACAUCUCCAAUGAUGGCACCAAGCUCUGGACGGGAGGGCUGGACAACACGGUCCGCUGCUGGGACCUGAGAGAGGGCCGGCAGCUGCAGCAGCACGACUUCACCUCACAGAUCUUCUCCCUGGGUUACUGUCCCACAGGCGAGUGGCUGGCUGUGGGGAUGGAGAGCAGCAACGUGGAAGUGCUGCAUGUGUCCAAACCCGACAAGUACCAGCUGCACCUCCACGAGAGCUGCGUCCUCUCCCUCAAGUUCGCAUACUGCGGAAAGUGGUUUGUCAGCACAGGAAAAGACAAUCUGUUGAACGCAUGGAGGACACCAUAUGGAGCGAGCAUUUUCCAGUCCAAGGAGUCCUCAUCUGUGCUGAGCUGCGACGUCUCCCCAGAUGACAAGUACAUAGUGACGGGCUCCGGCGACAAGAAGGCCACUGUGUACGAAGUGGUGUAUUAAAGAAUAAGCGGACACGGGAGACAAUAGGAUGGACAGAGGCUUUUCUUUAUUUCUAUUUUAUAUUUUUUUUUUGUUCUUUGUUAUGCAUCAACUCCACUUGAUUCUCAACACCGCCAAACGUCGCCUUCAUCUUCUCGUAUCAUCAGCCCUAAAACUUCAUCACUGCCCUCUUGUUUUGCUGUAAUAUAAGCUGCUGUAGUUGUUCCCAAAUGUCCCCUCACCUUCCCCUUCCUCCACCCAAUCUAAGCUCGUUGAAUGAGGCAUGAUAGCGGAGAGAGAGACGGACAGAAUGAGAAACGGCAAGAUAAGGAGGACAAAGGGAAGAGGGCGGUGGAGUGUAAAGAUAAAGUUGUGAGGAGAAAGAGAGGAAAAAACGAGUAAGAGAGAGCAAUGGAGCAGAAGGAAGCAACAUUAAAUGGGGGUUCGGGGGGGGGGAAGGUAGGGUAAUUAGGGCUGUUUCCUGAUUAAGAGCUCAGUGGAAGGGAGGCCCCCAGAGGAGGCGUGGAGCGGCACGGUGGGAGCGCCAGCCAGGAGCACUGAUACCACACAAUCGAUUCAUUAGCGAGACAGUGGAGGCCUUAAUGAGGCUGACGCUGCAGCUCCAUCUCCCCAGCGAGAGGUGUCAGGAGCCGGGGAACGAUGACGCGGCGAGAUGCUUCAGAUUUCCACAUAAACCGACACGAAAAUCCGCCCAAGACGCACAGAGCCGAGAGUACAAACACUCCGUUACGUUCCCCUCCCCUCCCCCGACUCCCGCCGCCGAUUGAGGUAAACGCGAGACUGGGGGGACGGGGGGGGGGAGGAAAAACUCACAACGUGCCGAGCACCCAAUUAAACAUUCAUCCCAGCGCCCUCCCCUGUCUUUCUGCCUAAUAUCUAUUUUAUUUUUGUCUGACAAAGGCAGCAGCCUAAUGAGCAGGGGAGUCGAUGGGAUUCUCCCAGGGCCCGGAGACACAAACAGAGAACAUCAGCCGAUCCGUUGCCUCUAAUUCCUCCGGAUUGUUCUCCUGACAUCCAGCGCCGCGCUCACUCUCAUUAAAAGGCGCUGUCAGCUAGAUGAAGUAGCAGCACAACCAAGCUCACUGUGAGGCACACUGGAGGGCAAAUUAACACCACGCGAUUACACCAUCAUCAGUAGCUAACUAAGCAGUGACUAAUCCAAUUCCUUUCAAAUUUUAUGCAACUAGUUGCUGUUUUCAUUUCUGCAUUUCUUCAUCUCCAUCACCUGCUUACCUGCUCUGAUUAAACCUUGUCCUAUAAGCCAUUGGUUGUCAUUAAAUUAGAGGGUAAACAUUUUAAACGCGUCCACAAAUCUAAAUGAAUGCACCACUCCUGUGUCUGUAAACUAAAUGUGAAGUUGGCAAAGUCCACUAACUGAAAACAGAGGGGGUCUAACGCAGCGGUGUUAUCUGCACACAGCACACUGUGUCCAGCUAAGAUCACCAAUUAAAACGCUGUAUCUUGUUUGUUUGAUCCUUGGAAAUGCCACAGUGUGAAAAUAAAUUGCCACUUUUCCAUGGUCUGAAGCGGUUGCCGGGACAACAGGUGGCAUUGCAGGAAGUCUGCGGCUGUGCCCGAGCAAAAUCUUGGCACCAAAAGGACCCCCACACGUCGCUUUUUAAACAAAUUUGAGAUGCUGCUGAGCAAUGAAGCUGUGUUUGAAACUUUCUCUUGUUCGCUCAUUACCUGUUGCAUAUUCACUAUUUUUAAGUCUAAAGCUUUUGUUUUAUACAUGCAAAGCUAAUCAAAUUCCGUUAUGUUUUAUAUGUGCAUUAUAUUGACAUUUAAGUUUUACAUAAAUAGACACCGGUGCCUAAAUCUGAGGUAAUGGGAAGUAUGAUUUUGCUGUUUUCAGUGGAAAAUGCAUUGUAAUCAACAUAAUCUGUCUUCAUAUCACAGACACUGAACAUGAGGACAAAUGGCACCCUCCAUGUUUAUUGGCACUCCUUGUAAAAGUGUAUAAACAUUUUAAAAUGUACCUUUUAUCGUAGUAAUACACUGAAAAGUGUUGAAAACCGUUUUUUUUCUUAAUUCAGGAAUAAAAUAUCAAAAUGUGCUUGCCAACCCUUACAGUAUCUAUAAAUGUCUCUGAAACAUUUCCCAUUGUAUACUUUUUACAUUUUUAUUUUAAUUGAUACAAAUUUUGUUUUAUUGGGUUAUUGAUAUGAGACACAAAUGUCCUGUUCUCCAGAGAUUUAGUAUACGCGUCUCACUUUAAUGUUCCCGUCUUUCCUAAUUUGAAGAGUGAUUAAGUCAUAAAAUCGCUUCAAAAAUUGCUACUAAUCUCAAAUUGUCCAUAUUUACAGUCAGACCAAUACUUAAAAAGCUUAAAACAACUGGAAAUGGGACAAAAGACCCAUGAUUAUCUUUCCCACAGACAAUGAGGGAAAUGUCAAAGGGUAAAUCAUGGUCACUGCUAGAAAGCUGCUGAAAACGGUUAAUGCAAACUGAUGCUACUGCAGUAAAACAUUAAUUUAUUCCAAGAUAUUUUUUUACUCAUUUCUAUAAGUGUCAAUAAUUGUGGAGGGUGAUGUAAAUCAUACGUUAAUAUUUCUGAAGAACUGCUGAUCCGUGUCAGUUUUUAUGCCGUGUUUCAAAAGAUAAGUUUAAUCCGUUUUGCUGUUUAGACUCGACAACUUGGGUUUUAAAUAUGCCAUGCUUUCUACAAGGUCUCCAAAAUCCUCUGGGUUGGACUGAGAGGGAGACACACCACUUCACAAGUCAACCGUUUGGAGGUUUUUACUGUGCUGGACACUUGAUCACUUCCCAAUAGUUAGCAACCUGAGCUGAGGAAGCACGUUGAUGCUAAAGCAUGUUGAUGCUAACAUGCUUCCUCAGCUCAGUCCGUCGCAGUCGGCUGUUGUAGCAAAGGCCUCAGCUGUAUGUUACUUUUACUGUACCACCAGAAUGGGAGAAUAAAUGAACAGAACUGGUUGUGGGACACAACCACUCCUUUAUAGCAACUUUAGCAACAGCUCUAGUUUUUUUUUCUUUUGAUUUCAUGAAGCUGCAACUAAAACUUUGAAAUGUGGACGGGUUUGAUCUGUUUUCAGUACGUGCUAAAAGCUAACCACAGUUAGCCUACAGACAUGUAUUGUAAUGAGCAUUAAACAUAUUUAUUUGGACUUUUCUACUUUCAACAUCACUUCACAUAUUCCAAAAUAAGAAAACUAUCAGCGCUCUCCAUUUCUGUAGAGCCUGUGUUUAGAAAUAAAAGGCACAUUUCAAUUUCUUCUAUUAAUUCACUGCACCAUUUCAUUAUUUUUUUUUUAUGACUAGUGAUUGCUUGUCCUGUAUAAUAUGUUUAUGUACUCGGGUUGCCUGUGGCUUGUUUUGGGCUCAGAGGGGGAUACGUACAUAUGGAGAUAGAUAAUCAAGGGAACACAGGUGGGAUGUAUUGAAAACCUACCAAGAACUCCACUGUUUGUUGUUUAUUCUUUAUCCCCUCCUUUUCAAAAGUGGUAGUAAGUGUACUUGAGUCUGUUUCUUAGCCCUUAUGUUGUUUUCAGCUCCUACUUCUUUUGAUUCGUGCCCGUGUUCAGCAGGCACUAAAGAUUUGCUAUGAAGGAGGCUCCACUUUCACUGCAUGCUUGUUGCACUAAAGCUGAGCUGCUCAAAAGG
This is a messenger RNA of Poecilia latipinna (sailfin molly), 5758 nucleotides long. It is a transcript of the gene tle2b, whose product is annotated as TLE family member 2, transcriptional corepressor b. NCBI's taxonomy places the organism in Eukaryota, Metazoa, Chordata, Actinopteri, Cyprinodontiformes, Poeciliidae. The transcript is spliced from 17 exons. The coding region runs from base 14 to 2137 and encodes 707 amino acids. Gene Ontology annotation, cellular component: nucleus; transcription regulator complex. Gene Ontology annotation, biological process: negative regulation of canonical Wnt signaling pathway; regulation of DNA-templated transcription. The record is from RefSeq and is a predicted model, not a curated record. Gene Ontology annotation, molecular function: transcription corepressor activity; protein binding.